Calidris pugnax (ruff) is the source of this 4697-nucleotide messenger RNA. It is a transcript of the gene TBK1, whose product is annotated as TANK-binding kinase 1. Bases 132 to 2321 code for a protein of 729 amino acids. Lineage: Eukaryota; Metazoa; Chordata; Aves; Charadriiformes; Scolopacidae. The record is from RefSeq and is a predicted model, not a curated record. The transcript is spliced from 21 exons. Gene Ontology annotation, cellular component: cytoplasm. Gene Ontology annotation, molecular function: ATP binding; protein serine/threonine kinase activity. Gene Ontology annotation, biological process: peptidyl-serine phosphorylation.
GCCGAGGCGGUGCUUCUGCCGCUCCGCCUCCCCGGCGCCGCUGCAGGAAGCCGGAAGCGGCCGGGGGCGCUGGGCAGGCGGGGCGAGAGGCGGCUCGGUGAAAAAGAAAACUGUCUAAUCAAAGAGCAAAGAUGCAGAGCACUUCAAAUUACCUUUGGCUGUUGUCUGACAUUCUAGGACAGGGAGCUACUGCAAAUGUUUUCCGGGGACGACAUAAGAAAACUGGGGAUUUAUAUGCUGUCAAAGUAUUUAACAGCAUAAGUUUCCUUCGUCCUGUGGAUGUUCAGAUGCGAGAGUUUGAAGUAUUGAAGAAACUAAAUCAUAAGAACAUUGUCAAAUUGUUUGCCAUCGAAGAAGAGACAACGACUAGACACAAAGUACUAGUUAUGGAGUUUUGUCCAUGUGGGAGUUUAUAUACAGUUUUAGAGGAGCCAUCUAAUGCCUUUGGUUUGCGAGAGUCUGAAUUCUUAAUUGUUUUGAGAGAUGUGGUGGCUGGGAUGAAUCAUCUCCGGGAGAAUGGAAUAGUGCACCGUGACAUCAAACCAGGCAAUAUAAUGCGUGUUAUAGGUGAAGAUGGUCAGUCAGUUUACAAACUUACAGACUUUGGUGCUGCAAGAGAACUCGAAGAUGAUGAACAAUUUGUUUCUCUCUAUGGCACAGAAGAGUAUUUACAUCCUGAUAUGUAUGAGCGAGCAGUUUUGAGGAAAGAGCAUCAGAAAAAGUACGGAGCAACAGUUGAUCUGUGGAGCAUAGGGGUGACUUUCUACCAUGCUGCAACAGGGAGUUUGCCUUUCCGACCCUUUGAAGGACCUCGUAGAAACAAGGAAGUGAUGUAUAAAAUAAUCACUGGAAAGCCUUCUGGUGCUAUUUCUGGAAUACAGAAAGCAGAAAAUGGACCAAUUGAAUGGAGUUGGGAGAUGCCUGUUUCUUGUAGUCUUUCAAAGGGUCUGCAAGUACUGCUCACUCCUGUCCUUGCGAAUAUUCUUGAAGCAGACCAGGAAAAAUGCUGGGGAUUUGACCAGUUCUUUGCAGAGACGAGUGACAUACUGCAUCGAAUAAUAAUCCACAUCUUUUCACUGCAGCAGAUGACCUUACAUAAAGUUUAUAUUCACAGCUAUAAUACAGCUGCUAUAUUUCAUGAGUUGGUCUACAAACAGACAAAAAUACCAUCUCAGAAUCAAGAACUACUGUAUGAAGGUCGGCGUUUAAUACUGGAGCCUGGCAGAUUGGCACAGCACUUCCCCAGAACCACUGAGGAGAAUCCUAUCUUUGUAGUAAGCAGGGAGGCUGUGAACAUUGUCGGAUUAAUCUAUGAAGAAGUUUUACUUCCUAAAGUACAUCAACGUUACGAUUUGGAUGGGGAUGCCAGUAUGGCUAAAGCAGUAACAGGUAUCGUAAAUUAUGCCUGCAGAGUUGCCAGUUCUUUGCUACUUUACCAGGAGCUGAUGAGAAAAGGAAUACGAUGGCUAAUUGAAAUCAUCAAGGAUGAUUACAACGAAAUGGCUCAUAAAAAGACAGAGGUUGCCAUCAGACUGGAUUUCUGCAGCAGAAACAUUGAGAAAGCUGAGAAAAUAUAUGAGAAUUUGAUGCAGAUCAACUUGGAAGCAUCUGAAGUGGAUGAAAUUUCAGAGAUACACACAAAACUGUUGCGUCUCUCCAGCUCUCAGGGCUCAAUAGAAACUAGUCUUCAAGAUAUCAAAAACAAACUUUCUCCUGGUGGUUUACUGGCUGACACCUGGGCAAAUCAGGAAGGCAUGCAUCCAAAAGACAGAAAUCCAGAAAGGCUGCAGGCACUGCUAUGUUCCAUCACAGAUAUUUAUUAUCAGUUCAAAAAAGACAAAGCAGAACGAAGGCUUCCUUAUAAUGAAGAACAAAUUCACAAGUUUGACAAGCAGAAGCUGUAUUUGCAUGCUACAAAAGCCAUAGCGCUGUUCAAAGAUGAAUGUGUCAGCAAGUACGAUAGAUUUUUGGACAAGGCCGAGGACUGGACAAGGAAAAUGCUUCACACGAGGAAGCAGUUACUGGCUCUCACCAACCAGUGUUUUGAUAUUGAAGAAGAGGUAUCCAAAUACCAGGAUUAUAUAAAUGAGUUACAAGAUGCUUUGCCACAGAAAAUGUUUGCAGCUUCCAGUGGGGUGAAACAUACAAUGAACACAGUUUAUCCAAGCUCAAACACAUUAGUGGAAAUGACUCUUGGUAUGAAGAAACUAAAGGAGGAAAUGGAAGGGGUUGUUAAGGAGCUGGCUGAGAACAAUCACAUUUUGGAAAGAUUUGGUGCUUUGACUGUGGAUGGUGGCCUGCGGAAUGUGGACUGUAUCUAGCUUUCAAAGGAGCUGAAGAGGACUUGUAAAUUUUUUCGAAGGGAAAAAAAUACUGUUGGGACAUUUAAAGGCAGAUAAUAAAUCUGCAUCCAGAGGGGUUUUUUUUCCCCUCUACAACUGUAGUAUUGAAAAAUGUAAAUAUGUAUAAUAUGUAAAUAGAAAAGAAAUAUAUAUCUUUUUUUUGGUCAAUGUUAGGAUAGCAUUACUCCUCGCAGGGAAUUUAGCCCCUUGGAAGGAUCUCUGAUGAAGUCCUAAAGGCAAGUGUGGUGUUGAUGAAAUUGACAUUUGUUUGCUUUGAAUAUCGCCCUUUUUUCAGAAUGCAAUUUAGGCUUUAUUGCAAGAGGACUUGCAGGACUCUAAACAUUAUGAAUGGUCUUUAAAGGGUGUUUUGAGUUUCCUUUAACCACCGCUGUUAUUUUGGAGUGUAGCUGAAUGACUCUGAUCAUCACAGAACAUGUUUUAAAUGACAUCUUUUUAAAUAAGUGUGAAUAGGGACUAAAAGCCACAGAUAGGACAGAGUGGAAACACAUUUCUCUAUCCUUCACAACCAAACUGUUGGUUCACUUCUACCUGAGAAAACAAAUUCACAAAAUUUUGUGAAGUUCCUUUCCACAUUUGGUGCCAUGUUGUCUGUAAUCAUUUGACUGCUCUGUAUAUAGAAGUUUUGCACUCCGGGUUGUCAGACUGAAUUUAAACCCUCCUUUUUUAGAGAACAGCAUUUUCAGAAUAUCCCUGAAAUCUUGUUGCUCACCAGAAGAGAAGCGGGUUCUUAAAACAAAAUAGCUUUUUCAGAAUGUUGUUUGCAGACUUAAUUUUUAAAAAAGGUUAAAAAACCUAUUAGGAGAAUUUGCGGGUGGAAAAUUUAAUAAGACCAUGUAUUUAUUUUCCAGUAUCAGUAGUUACUACUUUCAGUACUAUGUGAUUGGGUUGUUUUGGAGCAGACUGUUUCAUUCUGCUUCUCCACAUGUCAGAAAGGAGAAAGAGAAGAGGAAAACAAACAAACAAACACUCAGAAAAUAUCCCUUACUUUGUUUGGAUGCUACAUACAGGUGUGCUUGGUUGUUUCAGACAAAGAGCACGCAAAUAUUGCAGGUUUCUAUGUGGAAACCUGGCCGUGGGUGUCUGGUGGUGUCCAGCAGCACUUCUGGUUGCUGUAUUACAGCCAUAAGCAGAGCUGCACCAACUAUGUACAGAAUUUUCCAUAAAUAAUGGUGAAACAUUUAGGUGUAGACUAAACAGCGAUAAUCUGGGAUAGCACUUCAUAGUUCUGUGGUGCUUAUUCCCUGCUUAUCUAUCCAGGUCAGAAUACAAAACAUUCUCAUUGCAUUUAUUUUUUUUUUUAAUAUUUGAAUAGAAACUUAGGGAAUUUAUAGUCGAUUCUUUCAUUGUUAAAAGAGGAGGAAAUUCACUGCCUUGAUGUCUGAGACCUGCUUUCCAGUGUCUUGGUGAGAAUCAAAUAUUAAAAGGGAAUUCAGAUAUUUUUAUACCCAUGUGAUCGUCUUUCUUUGCAAGCUUUGUCCCCCAGAAAAUCUAGCUAUGCAAAAGGAGUGCAACAGUUUGCUACAUGUUUUUCCUUGGUUGGCCGUGGCAUUCUCAACCGUUUGUUUUAAAAUACUGGAAUCAUGUCUAACUGGAAUGUUUUAAUGCCUGCUGUUCGUUCACGUCCGCAGUCUCACCGAGUGUCAGUGAAAUACACGCGCAAGUGUUAAAAGAAUUGGGCUUUCAAACUCUGCAAAAAUCAUAAUUUUUUCCCCAAUAUUAUGUCUGUAACACUUUGUUGUUUCAAAGGUUCUUAAUUUUGAAAGGAAUCAAGCGUUGGUUGAAAUAGAUAAUUUUCAACUUCUUUAUACUGAAGCAGUCUGAAAAAGUUAAUUGGAGUAACAAUAUAGUAUGUACAUUGAAGUAUGCGUGGCAUUCUUUUACAUGCUUGAAAAUAUUAGAUUUUAUGUUUAGUUAAACAUUGCUGGUUUUAGUGUUGCUAAAUACAUCAGUAAUCUUAAUCUUGUUAAAAUUUCUUUAUCUAAAGCAGUUUUAACUGAGCAGUAGCUAAGGAACUUGAAGUAAUCAGUUCAUACUUUACUGAUUACGUUCUUCUGAAGCAAAUAUCUUUUUCAUGCCAAAGCCUACUGUCUAGAACCAUCAGUUUUUGGCUCAAACUAAGUGUCCUGAUACUGUCAGUCAUACUACCGAUGUGCCAAAAGAAGUAAUAGAAAGUAAUAUAUGAUUCUUCCUCCCGAAGCUGCUUUACUGGUUCUGGGGGGUUUAGCUUGGUAUAUUAAUUAUCUGUUACUUGAACAAGCCUGUCUUCGUAUGAAUUGUGACACUGCAUGAGUGAAUGACUUACCGACAUAAAUACAUCAUCAGCCACUGAUUGUA